Fusarium musae is the source of this 1782-nucleotide messenger RNA. RefSeq lists its product as uncharacterized. NCBI's taxonomy places the organism in Eukaryota, Fungi, Ascomycota, Sordariomycetes, Hypocreales, Nectriaceae. The coding region runs from base 1 to 1782 and encodes 593 amino acids. The transcript is spliced from 2 exons. The record is from RefSeq and is a predicted model, not a curated record.
AUGGCACCUGACGCAGGUAUCGGAUAUGGACGAAAGCCUCGAAAGCUUGUUCUCUGUUUCGAUGGGACAGGGAACAAGUUCCAUGGUGACGAUAGUGACAGCAACAUCCUCAAGAUCUUUCGCAUGCUUGACCGUCAAGCUGACGACCAGUACCACUACUACCAACCGGGCAUCGGAACAUAUGUCGUCUCAGGAUCACUCACUCAUACCGGAAUUCGAGCUCGCUUUGGCUCUUGGUAUCAAAAAGCCAAAGACUCGGCCAUUGGCUCUUCAUUCGACCAGCAUGUCGUAGGAGGCUAUCGAUUCCUGAUGCGAUUUUAUAACCCCGGCGAUGAGAUCUACAUGUUUGGCUUUAGUCGAGGAGCAUAUAUCGCACGUUUCCUUGCUGAAAUGCUCGACUAUAUCGGUCUCUUAUCGCACGGCAAUGAGGAAAUGGUCAAGUUCGCGUGGAAGGCAUUUGCUCAAUGGCAAGGUCGUGAGCAAAUUCCUGAAGACGAGGAAGACUGUGACAAGCCACCAAGCAAAGAGACCGAGGCCGCAAAGAAGAAGAGAGACGAAAUGUUUCAGUUCAUGAAGGGCUUUCGAGAAACAUUCUCUCGCCCAGUUGGCCGUAUCCGCUUCCUUGGACUGUUUGAUACAGUCAAUUCUGUUCCAAGGUUUGAGACAGCUUGGAUGCAACGCAGCAAGUUUCCGUACACCGCACGCAGUAGUGCACGAGUAAUUCGCCACGCCGUCAGUAUCGACGAGAGACGAGCCAAGUUUCGUCAGGAUCUCAUGUAUCAAGAUCGGCCCAAGCAGAAGGAUGACAAAGGACAUCACUUUCACAAGGCGAUCAAUGACAUCCGCGAGGAACUCAACGGGCACGAUGAUCGAGGCAGAAAAAGCAACCAUCUCUCUCCUAACGUGAAGAGAGGUGGCCGAAAGAAGAAGGGCAACGCAUACGCCCCAUACCGAGCUCGCUCAAGAUCGUGCAGAAGACCAAGCCAAUGUGGAGAUCCUGACAAUUUCUCCAACCUCUCCGGCCUUGCACUCGAUGAGAUCGACAAUAUCGACGAUGAUGCCGCUCAGGACAUUGAUGAAGUGUGGUUCUCUGGUGGCCAUGCUGAUGUUGGUGGAGGCUGGGAAAUGCUCGAGGGUAGCAAGAGUACCAGUCACAUUCCCCUUGCCUGGAUCGUGAGAGAAGCUCAGAAAGCUGGUCUCACGUUUGACGAUGAAAAGGUCGCUGAGAUGGGAUGCUGUGCUGCUCAUGACUGGCAAGAAGCUACAGGACGACCGCCAAUUCCUGAUCUUCGAGUUUCCAGCGGCAGUGGAGGUCCAGGUCGUGCACCUGAUAUGCCAAUGGACGAAAAAGAAGACCAUCCCAAGAACGAUUUCCACGAUAUAAUGCACGGCGCCUGCACAGCUCGAAUCCACGACUCCCUCGAAUACGGCCAAGGUCUCGGUCCCUUCGCCGUAACAGCCUGGAAAAUCAUGGAGUACAUGCCCUUCCGUAGAAUGGAUCUUCAGCCCGACGGAUCAUGGAAGCCAAUCCGCUGGCCCCUCCCAGGAGGUGAGGUCCGAGAUGUACCUGAUACAGUACGAGUCCAUGGAAGUGUAAUUCGCCGUAUGAAGCUUGAUGAGAAUUAUCGGCCUGGAAAUCUCAUCAUUGGUGGUGGUGGUAGGGGUGUUAGAAAGGCCUCUGCUCAGCACGGUAUUGGUGAUUGGGAGUGUGUAGCUGAUCAUGGUGAUCCAGUUGGUGAGAUUUGGAUGAGGAAGAAGAAAGAUGACAGAUACAGAGAUUAA